Messenger RNA from Arachis duranensis, 5500 nucleotides. Its product is annotated as putative pentatricopeptide repeat-containing protein At5g43820. The record is from RefSeq and is a predicted model, not a curated record. The transcript is spliced from 5 exons. Bases 1677 to 3347 code for a protein of 556 amino acids. Gene Ontology annotation, molecular function: protein binding. Lineage: Eukaryota; Viridiplantae; Streptophyta; Magnoliopsida; Fabales; Fabaceae.
CUGUAAGCUUAGCUUUUAAUUCUUUGAGCAUACACAGAUCAAAUCAUUGUUUUCAGCAAUGGUGAUUUUUAGAUUUUUUUUUGGCUUGCUUUGUUUUAAAUGUUCCUAUUGUUGUUGUGUUUUUGCUGUGAUUUAAAUGUUCUUUUGAUUCUUUUUUUUUUUUUUUCGAAUGCCCAGUCAGUACUUGGUUGAUUGGUUUUGCUCACUGAAUGUAUUUGAUGAUAAAUUUUAAAUUGAUAACUCUAUUACUGCUUUACUGUCUGUUUCUGUAGUUAAAUUUUAUUAAAGUUUCUUGAAUUUGCACUGCCUAUGUUAUUGAUUUACUGUUCCUUCAUUGCUUUUUUUUUUGUUGUUAAUCAUUGUGAUGAGCUUUGUUAAAAUUGGGUUGAAAACUACUAAUCUUUCUUCAUUUUUCACUGUACUAACUUCUGUUCUUAUUAAAAGAUUUGCAAUUGGUGAUCUUUUGAUUUAUUAUAUGCUUCAUGUUUUCAUUGUUCUGUUCUUAUGAAGAAAAAUUUGCAAUUAAUGAUUGUACGAUUCAUGUUUUGAUUGUUUUGUUAUAUAAACAAAAUUCUGUUUUCAUUGUUUGGUUGCACUGUCCCUGUUCUUGAUCUCCGCCGACUUGCUACCCCUCCUCCGUGUUGGAUUCUUUUUGUUUCAGGCUUUGUUGUGUUUUUGUUUCAGCCUCUGUUGUGUUGUGUGUUUGUUUUGGGCACUGUUGUGUGUUUAUUGUGCAACACUUUUCAUUUUUUGUCUUACUUUUUGACUUAGCUACAUUAAGACAAUAUUCUCUAUCUUUAACUUGUGCAUUGUAAUUCAAUCCAGCUAUUUUUAAUGGAAGUUUAAUCAACAAUUUUGCAGCAAGUUAUUGCAUAUUUUGAUGAUUAAUUACAUUUAGUUGGUGAUAUUUUACGUAGGGUUUUAAAUUUGAAAGAUAUUUAGGAUGUUUAUUUAUAAUUUAUUUAUUAUUUUAUUAUGGAACGGUUUUGCCGGUUGAAUCACGGUUAGACCGGUUGGACCAGUAAACCAAUGAACCAGUGACUAAAACGGUUUGAUGACCGGUCCGGUUUUCAGAACCUUGGUUCUGACAACUAUGCCUCUGCCAUCUUAUUCUUUUUUGUGUUUAUCCACUACCGCACCCCAUUCUCUAUUCACUUACCUAGCAAUUCCCACUACUCCCAAAGUCCCUCCCUCUCCCCAUUUGAGCCUCUCUCAAAUAUCAGAACGGCGGCCACUUCUUUCUCUAGUGUUACUCCUAUAUCUUCACUGCGGCUUUUCUUAUGUGUUCUCUCUCCAUCGUCACUGUUGCUAUGUAAUGUCUCUCCAGCGAGGCUGCAACCUUUUAGCUAUCUGCUCUAUGACGAUUGGACGAAGGCUUAUCAUAUGAAGAAAAUUGUCAAGUCUUAUGGGUGUGGCUCGGUUUUCACCUGAUUGUUGGUAUUGAAAACAAAAAAAUAGAUAUAGGAUUAUGUCUUUCUUGGAGCUAUCUUCAUGUGGUAGAGGAAGCAAAGAUACUCUAGUUACUACAGAGAGCAUAAAGGAAGUGCAAGUGGAUCCUCUAUAAUGCUAGAACUUCAAAUUAAGCACUUUGCAAAAGGGGUUCAAAAUACAAAGCUAAAUACACUUACUCCUCUCAGGUAUAUGCUAAAGGCAACAUUUAGUGGAGCUGGUCAUCUAUGGCAUUUCGAUUUCUACCGCUUCUAGUGCAGUGUGCCAAAUUGAGGCACCCUUUUUCCUCCAAGCUUGGUUCCAUUUCCACAUCCCUCCACCAUCUUCCAGAUUCUUUCUUCUCGGAAGAACUGUUCCCUGAUCAACAAAAAACCAUUUCCAAUCUCGACGAACACCUCGUUCUUCAGCAAAUAUCGGAUCUCUUACCCAUAGUCAAAUGUGCAUCACAGAACACUAUCUUGAAAGACCAUGAAUCCAAAUCCGCAAGGGAACCCGUUGAUGGGUUUUUGUCACCGGAGGAGAAAUUGCGUGGUGUUUUUCUUCAGAAGCUGAAUGGUAAGGCUGCAACUGAACAAGCUUUAUCCAAUGUUGGUGUUGAUGUGAAUAUUGAUGUUCUCGGUAGGGUGGUGAACUCUGGGAACUUGGGUGGUGAAGCCAUGGUUGCAUUUUUUAACUGGGCAAUUAAACAGCCAAUGUUACCUAAGGACAUUGGUAGUUACCGUGUGAUUGUUAAGGCACUAGGAAGAAGGAAGUUUUUCAAGUUCAUGAUGGAGGUAUUAGAUGACAUGAAGGUUAAUGGCUUAGAAGCUGAUUUGUUACUGUUAUCUAUUGUUAUUGAUAGUUUCGUCAGGGCUGGUCAUGUGUCUAAAGCAAUUCAAGUGUUUAGUAACUUGGAUGAUCUCGGGUUGAGACGCAAUGCAGAUGCCUUGAUUAUACUCUUGUCGUGCCUUUGCCAACGGUCUCAUAUGAGUGCUGCAAGUUCUGUGUUUAAUUCAAUGAAAGGGAAAGUAUCUUUUGAUGUUACUACGUACAAUGUUGUUGCUGGUGGUUGGUCUAAGUUGGGUAUUGUGAAUGAGAUUGAGAGGAUUAUGAAGGAAAUGGAAGUAGAUGGAUUUCAUCCUGAUUGUAGGACUUUCAGUUUCCUUAUUGAGGGUUUAGGCAGAGCUGGCCGAAUUGAUGAGGCUGUUGAGGUUUUCGAUAAAAUGCAGGCGAAAAAUUGUCCACCUAAUACUGAGACUUAUAAUGCAAUGAUUUUUAAUUUUGUGUCGGUUAGAGAUUUUGAUGAGUCUAUGAAAUAUUAUAAAGCAUUGUUGAGUAAUAAUUGUGAGCCUAGUCUUGAUACAUACACAAGAAUUAUUACUGGCUUUUUGAGAGCUCGGAAGGUUGCUGAUGCACUCCAGAUGUUUGAUGAAAUGCUAAGGCAAGGAGUUGUUCCUUCUACUGGGAUGGUAACCUCCUUCAUCAAGCAUUUAUGCAAGUAUGGUCCACCAUAUGCUGCAUUAGUUAUUUACAAGAAGGCGAGAAAAUUAGGAUGUAUGAUAUCAAUGAAUGCUUAUAAGAUAUUGCUUAUGCGCCUAAUGAAGUUUGCGAAAUGUGGAAUGUUACUAAAUAUCUGGCAGGAGAUGCAAGAAUGUGGGUAUAAUUCCGAUAUUGAAGUUUAUGAGUGCAUCAUCACUGGACUUUGCAACAUAGGGCAGCUUGAAAAUGCGGUUCUUGUUAUGGAGGAGUCUUUGCAGAAAGGGUUCUGUCCAAGUAGGCUUGUAUAUAGUAAAUUAAGUAACAGGUUGCUUGCUUCAAAUAAAACAGAGAUCGCAUACAAGCUGUUUCUGAAGAUAAAGCAUGCUCGUUCCCUUAAAAGUGCAAGGAGCUUUUGGCGUUCUAAUGGUUGGCACUUCUGAACAGGCAUGCCAAUCAACAUCUCCUGCAGUAGAGCCUCUUGUUUGAUUUUAACACUAGUAAAUAACUAUAGCCAAGAAAAACAUUGCUAUACCAGUACAUACCAAGAAAUAGAUCACAUCUCAAAAUAUUACUAGUUUGCAGGUAUUGUAAUUAUUUAUUGUCGUGCUAUUUGUGGUGUAGACAGUAUUGCCAGAGUUUUAUUUAGCUAGAUGGUGUAGACAAGUUGAUGUUGUUCCAACUAAGGAUUUAUAAGUCAUGAAGUAGUAGUCAAUUUAAAGUACUUGUAUACAAAGUAGCAAAUAUUAUUAGAAUAAUGUUUUCCAAGUCACAUUAUGAGUUUUAUCUAUGGUAUACGAAGAGUUGUGCUUUUUGGAGUGGAAAACAUCUUUAAUCUAUAUGAUACACAGUGAAAAACUGUUAUUCUAGCCGAAUCCUUGACUAAAUAAAGUUGAGAUGUUUCCCAAGCUGUUUUACCUGUGUUUUUGUUUGUUUGACUAUGUAUAUGUGUUGUUGCAAGAUGACUUCCCUCGGUGGUACUAACUGGUGACUGGCCAAAAAUAUGGUUAAGGUAAUCCCCUCUCUAUUCUUUUGCAUAGUAAGUGUAAUCUUCAAUGGGAGAACAUGUUUGAACUCUAAACAACUAGGUUCCCUUUUAAGUUGCCAAUUUUUCUCAUUCUUGUGGUGAUUGUAUUCGGGUGAUUAUUUGAACUACUGAUUUUAAAGUGUACAAAAGUUGAUUGUUUGAAUAUCAAUAUGUCUUCCAGUAAAGGUAUUGUAGUAUCAUUUUGCAAUACACACGAUAAUUUAGUUGUCAUAUCAUUUCUUCUUUUCCAAUUGGCUUGUGUAAUUUUCUAGUAAGUUGUGCUAAAGAUGUGCACUUUAGAUCUAAGGAUAAAGCUAUUUGUACCACCAAAUUUCUCACCCAUGUUUUUAUACCUUACUUGAGGAGGUGUAGGUGGCAUGGGUUGAAGUGCAUGCACAUUUCUUCAUAUGCUUAUGCAUAGAUUUAGUUCAUAAUCCGUCUGGAUUGAUCGAAUGGUUUUCUGAUGUGGCAAGAUUUGAGUCGACUUUAUUUUUUCUGUAGUCAGAGUUAGAUGGACUAAUUGAAAAUUUUAAAUCACAGCAAGGUGAUUAAACUUUGUUCUAAUUUUGAAGUCAACUAAUUAUAAUUCUUUUUAUUUUGCUAUAUUUCACAUUACAUUAAGCAACCAAGCAUUGCUUAUCAGUUAUCACUACAUGAUUCAAGAACUGUGCAAGUAACACAGUGAUAACACCUUAGUUUACUUUUAUGUUCUCAGACUAGAAAUAUAAUAUAAUGCAUCACAUAUAAUUCACCAUUCUCAUGCAUUUGACACAUUGCUACUCUAAACUGUGUAGAAUUGCAUUUCACUUUCAAGUACUGGAAUAAUGUUAGUUUUUCCCAGAACUUGAUUGGACUGAAAGGUUAAUGUAUUCAUCAAUUUUGGGUACUCCAUAUUUUUUGAGAAUCUCCACUAAAUGGUACUGUUUAUUGGGUAUGCUUGUAUGUUAAACUUUGAAGAUAACUAGCAAAUUAUAAUUUGCAAGUACAAUGUUAUUUAUAGUGUAUUCAGCUUUAUUGUUAAAUGUUCGAUUCUCGCCUUGAGCAUAGAAGUCUGAUAACACAGGGCUAGCUGUCUCAUCCAUUGAUUUGCUUACAAGUCAGAGAGGGAUUAAUCACCAUGUUCGAUGGUAGAGACCAGGGACUAAAGAGACGAGCAAGCUCGUACAAACGGAAUUAUAUGCAGAUUGAUGUGAAGUUUGUAGGUAAUUAGCUCUUGACAUUUAUGAAGUAAGCAGCAGUACAAGUAAACCGCUGUUGUUCAAGUGCAUUUUUGUGUGUUCAAGGUGUCUGAUGCUUUAAUUGAUAUCACCACCUAUAUAUGUUGUAAAUAUUAUUAACACAUUGAUCUGUUAUGACUUUUCAAUUGUAUACCUCUGAGUUGUCACAAAUAGGAAUCAAGUGAAAUUUUUGAAGUGUGAUGCUGUGAGCAAUGUUACAUGGCCAAUGCAAUUUAUUGUUCUCGUCUAGUAGUUAACCAUUAAUAUUUAAAAGUGAGGCUAAAAGCAUUGAGUUGGGUUGUUGGACACUUUGGACUAAAGAAAUUGGAUUACUGGCUAAAAAUACCGAUCA